AUGAUGACCAUCAGCUGCAGGCUCGUGGCGGUCGCCGUGGCGUUGGCCUUGGCGGCGGCGCUCCUGUCGUCAUCGCCACUGCGCGGCGACGUGCGGGCGGUGGUGGAGAUACGCGACGUGGAGCUGAUCCCCGUGGACGGCGGCGCCGCGGGGCCGGAGAGCGUGGCGUUCGGCGUGGGCGGCGAGGGCCCCUACGCGGGCGUGUCGGACGGGAGGGUCAUCCGGUGGCUCCCGGACGAGGGCCGCUGGGUCGAGCACUCCUCCGCCGCCGCGCCAGAGCUAUUGGAUAGUUGCAGAGGAUCCCAGGACCCGAUGAAGGAGCACGAGUGUGGGCGUCCGCUGGGCCUCAAGUUCAACAAUAAAACUGGGGAGUUGUACGUCGCAGAUUCCUAUUUUGGGCUGAGAGUGGUCAGCCCCGGGGAUAACGUUUCAAGGCUGAUUGGGCCUGGACAGCCUGGGAGCCCCUUCAGCUUCGCCAACGGUGUCGAGAUCGACCAGGAAACUGGAGUUGUCUACUUCACCGAGACCAGCACGAGGUUCCACAGAAGGCAGUUCUUGAACAUUGUCAUAUCCGGUGAUGCCACCGGCAGAUUGCUCAAAUAUGACCCUAACACCAACGAGGUUCAAGUCUUGGUCGACGGCCUGGCAUUCCCCAACGGCCUUCUCAUGAGUGAAGACGGAUCCCACCUUCUCCUCGCCGAGACCACAACUUGCAAGAUCCACCGAUACUGGCUCAAGACACCCAAGGCCUCAACCCUCGAGGAACUCGUGCAGCUACUGGGCUUCCCGGACAACAUCAAGGCGAGCCCGAGAGGCGGCUUCUGGGUCGGCCUCCAUGGCAAGCGAGGUAAGAUCGCCGAGUGGUCCACCUCUUUCCCGUGGUUGAGGAGGUUGGUCAUGAAGCUGCCACCCCAGCGCGUGCAGCGUGUCAUAGCGUUCCUGAGCCGGUUUGGAAGUCAGGUGAUUGCGUUGAGGGUCAGCGAGGAGGGGAAGGUGUUGGAAGAGGUAAUCGUUCACGACACGGCGAGGAAGAUGUUUGGAUCCAUCAGUGAACUAGAGGAAAGGGACGGGUGCUUGUGGAUUGGCUCGGUUCAUUUGCCUUUUCUUGGGCAUUACUGCCUAUAG
Molecule: messenger RNA, 1125 nt
Organism: Triticum turgidum subsp. durum (durum wheat)
Lineage: Eukaryota; Viridiplantae; Streptophyta; Magnoliopsida; Poales; Poaceae
Source: the annotation of a GenBank genome assembly